Puma concolor (puma) is the source of this 603-nucleotide messenger RNA. It is a transcript of the gene CNTF, whose product is annotated as ciliary neurotrophic factor. The record is from RefSeq and is a predicted model, not a curated record. Gene Ontology annotation, biological process: astrocyte activation; ciliary neurotrophic factor-mediated signaling pathway; positive regulation of tyrosine phosphorylation of STAT protein. Gene Ontology annotation, cellular component: axon. Gene Ontology annotation, molecular function: ciliary neurotrophic factor receptor binding; cytokine activity; growth factor activity. Lineage: Eukaryota; Metazoa; Chordata; Mammalia; Carnivora; Felidae.
AUGGCUUUCGCAGAGCACUCAUCGCUGACCCCUCACCGCCGGGACCUCUGUAGCCGCUCUAUCUGGCUAGCAAGGAAGAUUCGUUCAGAUCUGACUGCUCUUAUGGAAUCUUAUAUGAAACAUCAGGGCCUGAACGAGAACAUAAACCUGGACUCUGUGGAUGGUGUGCCAGUGGCAAGCACUGAUCGAUGGAGUGAGCUGACUGAGGCAGAACGACUCCAAGACAACCUCCAAGCUUAUCGUGCCUUCCAUGUUAUGUUGGCCAGGCUUUUAGAAGACCAACAGGUACAUUUUACUCCAGCUGAAGGGGACUUCCAUCAAGCAAUACAUACCCUUCUACUCCAAGUUGCUGCCUUUGCUUACCAACUGGAGGAAUUAAUGAUGCUCCUGGAACACAAGAUCCCCCCCAAUGAGGCUGAUGGGAUGCCUACCGUUGUUGGAGAUGGUGGUCUCUUUGAGAAGAAGCUGUGGGGCCUGAAGGUGUUGCGAGAGCUUUCACAGUGGACGGUUAGAUCCAUUCGUGACCUUCGAGUCAUUUCUUCUCAUCAGACUGGGAUUCCAGCACACGGGAGCCAUUAUAUUACUAAUGACAAGAAAAUAUAG